AAACCAAUUGCAACCUCCCUCUCACGCACACAUCUUUACUCAUUGCUUGUUUCCUUGUUGAAAACCCCUGCUGCCCCACAGUCCUAUGCUACCCUUCAGAACAUUGAUUCACUUUACGCACAUGCACAGUGGCUUGGGUAUUAUCUUAGUGCCCAGGGAGUAUAAAAUGCAUGUGGCUCUGAUUUUUAAUGUUUUGGCGCCUGUCCUUAACAAAUAACAAUGGCUUCGAACAAAAGGCAUUUCACGGAGGAAGACGACGAUCCUCACUCGUUCUCCAAGAAAUCGAAGGAAUCUGAAUCUGAAUCUGAUGCAUCCCCUUCUUCUCUUCGCAUUUUUCUCAAUCCUGCGGACUAUGACUUGGGUGUGGGAUUACAUAAGUGGAAAGCUGAAGAAAGAUCUACAGUACCAGGCUGAUGAAGUGUUCAUGAUGCAUGAUGAUGUUGUGCUUUGUGUAGACUUUAGCACAGAUUCAGAAAUGCUUUCAUCUGGGUCUCAAGAUGGAAAGAUUAAAGUUUGGCGUAUUAGGACUGGUCAGUGCUUACAGCGUCUUGAACGUGUUCAUUCUCAAGGUGUCACAAGUGUUUCCUUCUCCCGUGAUGGAAGCCAGUUAUUAAUCACUUCAUUUGACAGCACAGCAAGAAUUCAUGGCCUCAAAUCUGGAAACUGUUAAGUGAAAAUGUUCCACUUUAUAAUAUGGCUAUAUAGGGCCACCCAAAAGGAGGAAUAUUUAACCUAUUUUUUGGAGAAGGCUUAUGACUUUGGUGGGACCACUUGGGCCAUGACUGAAUUCAGUUGGGACGUUAAGUACGUUGGUGUUCAAGCCAUUGCUUCCAUGAUGAAAAAUAUUUAGCUAUUGUCAGCUCUAGACCACGGGUUAUAAGCUGGGAAAUUGGGGAAGAGAUUCUGAAGUUCCCUAAUGAUUUGGGAAAUGUAGAGCACAUUUCUAUAUCGAGUGAUGCCAAAAAUUUAGUUACAUUAGAUUUUAAGGAUAAACAUCUUCAAGUUUGGAAGUGUGAUUUAAAUUCAGGAAGUCUGUGUAGAGGUCCUACACUUCCCAUAAGACAUCCUCCAUUAGUUUAUGUAAAAUUUACUCUUUGGCAUGA
Messenger RNA from Glycine soja, 1103 nucleotides. RefSeq names its product suppressor of mec-8 and unc-52 protein homolog 1-like. The transcript is spliced from 7 exons. Lineage: Eukaryota; Viridiplantae; Streptophyta; Magnoliopsida; Fabales; Fabaceae. Gene Ontology annotation, cellular component: precatalytic spliceosome. Gene Ontology annotation, biological process: mRNA splicing, via spliceosome. The record is from RefSeq and is a predicted model, not a curated record. Bases 308 to 670 code for a protein of 120 amino acids. Gene Ontology annotation, molecular function: protein binding.